Molecule: messenger RNA, 1104 nt
Organism: Austrofundulus limnaeus
Lineage: Eukaryota; Metazoa; Chordata; Actinopteri; Cyprinodontiformes; Rivulidae
Source: RefSeq, a predicted model, not a curated record
GGCACCCCAUGUUUUCCGUCUCAGUAAGUCUCAUUUAGUCUCAGUUAGRCUGUCUCACUUACUCUCAGUUGACGUAAGAUGCGUAACGGUGAACGUGCUCAGAGCAUCAGACGUAUCUGCGUAAUCUGAAGGAAAAAUACAGCUCCGUUUUCUCUGGUAACGUAUUUACUAUCUUUUUAGUUUCAAUUUUGUAAUAGUUUUUAUUAAAAUACGGAAAAAGUUGACGUGACACGGUAAAUGAAAUCAGUGGACGGUGGGAACCCGUUUAGAAGCAUUUAACAUUAUUUUGAUCGAAAUCUGUUGCGCUAUAAAGCAAUCAAACUAGACACAAAUUAUUUUAUUAAUUAAAUUAACCAUUCGGAUCAUAUUACCAAGAACUUGCUUCUGUUUUUGUGGUUUUACCUGUGGUUUAACCGUAGUUAGUCCGUUAAUUACGUUACCUCCCUAAAACUUAACAAAGUCCUUCAAUGGUGAAGUGAUAAUGUCGCCCAGGUCAUUGUUUGUGAAAAUCAAAAAAUACAUAAUGAGAUGUCAAGUGACAAAUCAAUAGUUAUGCACUGAUUUUCUCAUAUUAAGUGUUUACAGCACAGAUACUGUGCUGUAAACAGCCUCAUGUAAACAGCUGUAUGUUAAAUGUAAUGCAUUCYGAUUAAAGAUACAUACACAGCAAUGUUGUUAUGUUCUUUGUUUAUUAAUGAGUUCUAUUCAUCAGUUAUGAAUCCAUAAUAACAGAUGAGAUUUUCAUUCUGGACUUUAUUGCAUUUUUCAGUGAACAUGUACAAGCCCCAUUUCAAUUUUUUGCCUGGGACCACCCAGCUGCGGCUUCAGGCCUCCAGCGAAGCUGCAGCUGCCGCCCAGCAAGCGAGGGAAGGAGGCAGCAGGGAGAAGCUGGGCAUCGGGACGCCCCAGAAGGUGGAAGCCGCAGCUCGGGGUCGGGUCAGGGCCCUCGGAGGGGAUCCCACAGACCGACGCUGCGUUCUCAGCCAAAUGGAGGUGCAGUUCGGGCUGUAUAGGGGGAAGACCUUCUGGUGGCUGCUGACCCAUGACCCUCGCUACACAGUGGGGGUCCUGGCAAGCCACGAGGCAGAGCGAGAGGGAGGAGAC